UUCUUUUGGCAGCCAAGUCCUCCAUCGUGCAUAGCUCCAUGCGGUGGCAAUCUAACAGGGUCUGCUGGCUUUAUUCUGUCUCCAAAUUUUCCUCACCCGUAUCCACACAGCAGGGACUGCGACUGGACAAUUACUGUCAAUCCAGACUAUGUAAUUUCAUUGGCUUUCAUUAGCUUCAGCAUUGAACCUAAUUAUGACUUCUUGUAUAUUUACGAUGGCGCUGAUGGCAAUAGUCCCCUGAUUGGAAGUUUUCAGGACAGCAAGUUACCAGAAAGAAUUGAAAGUGGUUCAAACAACAUGCAUUUGGCUUUUCGAAGUGAUGGAUCUGUUAGUUUCACUGGCUUUCAUUUGGAAUAUAAAGCUAAAUUAAGGGAAUCUUGUUUUGAUCCUGGUAAUAUAAUGAACGGCACAAGACUCGGCAUGGAUUAUAAACUUGGGUCUACUGUUACUUACUACUGUGAUGCUGGCUAUGUCCUGCAAGGAUAUUCUACCCUUACAUGUAUCAUGGGGGAUGACGGAAGACCUGGGUGGAACAGAGUAUUACCAAGCUGCCAUGCUCCAUGUGGAAGUCGCUCUACUGGCUCAGAAGGCACCGUAUUAUCACCAAACUAUCCCAAAAACUACAGUAUUGGACACAACUGCGUGUAUUCCGUUGCAGUUCCCAAAGAGUUU
Messenger RNA from Staurois parvus, 672 nucleotides. NCBI's taxonomy places the organism in Eukaryota, Metazoa, Chordata, Amphibia, Anura, Ranidae. The record is from the annotation of a GenBank genome assembly.